Molecule: messenger RNA, 827 nt
Organism: Ochotona princeps (American pika)
Lineage: Eukaryota; Metazoa; Chordata; Mammalia; Lagomorpha; Ochotonidae
Gene: HELT
Product: helt bHLH transcription factor
Exons: 4
Coding region: 78-806 (242 amino acids)
Biological process (GO): anterior/posterior pattern specification; regulation of neurogenesis; regulation of transcription by RNA polymerase II
Cellular component (GO): nucleus
Molecular function (GO): DNA-binding transcription factor activity, RNA polymerase II-specific; protein dimerization activity; RNA polymerase II cis-regulatory region sequence-specific DNA binding
Source: RefSeq, a predicted model, not a curated record
GACCCUGGAGGAGACACGCGAGGUGGGAAGCUGACGGUGCCGGGCCGCUGCCUCUCCUGGGGCGCGCACUGAGCAGGAUGUCAGACAAGCUCAAGGAACGCAAAAGAACCCCCGUUUCUCAUAAAGUGAUAGAGAAGCGGAGGCGGGACCGGAUCAACCGCUGCUUGAACGAGCUGGGCAAGACAGUGCCCAUGGCCCUGGCCAAGCAGAGUUCCGGAAAGCUGGAGAAGGCGGAGAUCCUCGAGAUGACGGUCCAGUACUUGAGAGCCCUGCACUCCUCUGACUUUCCCCGGGGAAGAGAAAAAGCAGAACUCCUAGCUGAGUUUGCCAAUUAUUUCCACUAUGGCUACCACGAGUGCAUGAAAAACCUGGUGCAUUACCUCACCACGGUGGAGAGGCUGGAGACCAAGGACACCAAGUACGCACGCAUCCUGGCCUUCCUGCAGUCCAAGGCUCGCCUGGGCGCCGAGCCCGCCUUCCCACCGCUCGGUUCCCUCCCAGAGCCGGACUUCUCCUAUCAGCUGCACUCGGUGGGGUCCGAGUUGGCUGGCCACAGCCCAGGUGAGGCGGCUGUCUUCCCUCAGGGCGCUGCACCGGGGCCAUUUCCCUGGCCUCACGGUGCAGCCCGCAGCCCCGCACUGCCUUACCUGCCGAGCGCGCCGGUGCAACUUGCGAGCCCUGCGCAGCAGCACAGCCCUUUCCUGGCACAGGUGCAGGGCCUGGACCGCCAUUACCUCAACCUGAUCGGCCAUGCCCAUUCCAACGCCCUCAACCUACACGCGCCCCAGCACCCCACAGUGCUCUAACACCCAAGCACCCGCCAGGUU